AUGCUUGCGUUGCCGUUCGUUCAGUUCAUGGCACCUGCCCUUCUCUCAUGGCUAGAGUACGGAGGUCAACGACCACAAAAGCUCUUCCAGCAGCCCGACGUCGUCCGCCUAUCGGCUCUCAAUCGUCUAGGAGCGGAGGACAAUCCGUGUGACGUGCGAGGUCGCGAGGACAAGUUCUGCCUGCGAGAGCGGCUCGCUCUACGGGUCGACACGGAUCGCGACGACGAUACACCGACGAAUCACAUGUCCCAGUGUCCCGUAGAGUUCGACGGAACCGGAGGAACAAACGCGUCGGCUACCGGUCGUUCUGAUCACGUGGGCUCGACCAGAAGCCCUGGAUUGCCGACGUGUCCUAAGGGCCAGCUGCCCCACUGCGAUGACUAUUUCGUGCGAACUGGAGCGAGAGUGGCCCUGGAUGAGGUCUGCCUCAACGGGCGCGGCAGAGUGGUCAUCGACGGACUGCUCAACCAGGAGGAGUGCGACCUCCUGCUCAAGCUAAGCCGCUUAAAUGAAUCCAUGGAGAACGCCACGGCGGCCAGACUCAUGCUGCUGGCCUCCCGUAAGGCGCGGCUCAUCACGGAAGCGUACUUCCGGCUCAAGAAGAGGCUGUACAUCCACUUUGCUCAUCUCCAGUGCCGGAUCGCGAUGCCAAACUCCACGGCGAGCAGGAGCGACAUGAGUCACACUAUUCACUCCGACAACUGCGACUUCGCUGACAAUGCCACCUGCAAGUGCCCGGACUACAAGGAAGAUCUUUCCUGGCGAGAUUACAGCGCGGCGGUCUACUUGAACAGCGACUUCCAUGGAGGCCAAGCCGUGUUCACAAAGACUCCACGCACGAGCAUUCGGGGCAUCGUGCGACCUAAGUGCGGACGCAUGGUGUCGUUCAGGAGCGAGACGGCGCACGGCGUGCUGCCGGUGUUCACCGGGCGGCGAUGCGCCUUGCUCGUGUGGAUGACGUUCACCGGUCGAGAGGAGGAGCCUACAAGAGCCGAAUUCAACCGACUGCUCCGGGACAUCGACGGUCGCGUACGGAAGAGCUCGGAGCCCGACGACCGAUGGGACUUACUCUGGAACAUGAGAAAGACCUGA
Molecule: messenger RNA, 1092 nt
Organism: Rhipicephalus sanguineus (brown dog tick)
Lineage: Eukaryota; Metazoa; Arthropoda; Arachnida; Ixodida; Ixodidae
Product: prolyl 3-hydroxylase 3
Exons: 6
Coding region: 1-1092 (363 amino acids)
Biological process (GO): collagen metabolic process
Cellular component (GO): endoplasmic reticulum
Molecular function (GO): L-ascorbic acid binding; procollagen-proline 3-dioxygenase activity; iron ion binding
Source: RefSeq, a predicted model, not a curated record